AUGUUGUUGUUGUUUCAAUCCGGCGAUGUCAAUUUUGGUGCAAUAGAUCUUAAAGAAUUUAUUUUGUUCCUUCAAAAGUUGAUUAAACGUAGUCAUGAUAAUGUAUAUUACUACACUAGAAAUGAAUCAUUGGAAGAGGGUAUUAGGAGAGUUAGGAAUGAUGAUGACUACUUUGAGUGUAUUGAAAUUAGUUAUAGUGCUGAAGAUGGUUUAAGAAUGAGUGUGUAUAUUAACCACGAAAAUGAACCUAUACUUGAUUGGGUUGAUAUGGAAGUAGUAGAAGAUGAUGAAGGGCAUGAUUAUGAGGAAGAAAAGGAUGGUGACAAUGAUUCACGACUUUAUGAUGAUAUGCUCUAUGAUUAUGAAGCAGAUGACAAGGCUCCUUCUCUUGACAUGACUGUUGGUGAUGACGUUUUGCACAAGGUAUCAGGUAUUUGUAGGGAUACAGAUGAUGAGGUUGAUACCAACAAUGGGGAUGAGAAACCAGUGUUCCUUGUUCAUAAUGAGAACCAGAAAUGGGACAAAAUGGUGCCAAUAUUAGAAUGUACAGAAGAGGUUCCUGAGGUUCAAGAAGAGGUUCAAUUAGAAGAUCAUGUUGAAAGAGUUCAAGUGUAA
Molecule: messenger RNA, 615 nt
Organism: Lactuca virosa
Lineage: Eukaryota; Viridiplantae; Streptophyta; Magnoliopsida; Asterales; Asteraceae
Source: the annotation of a GenBank genome assembly